This is a messenger RNA of Trichomycterus rosablanca, 2969 nucleotides long. It is a transcript of the gene asb13b, whose product is annotated as ankyrin repeat and SOCS box containing 13b. Bases 145 to 1059 code for a protein of 304 amino acids. The transcript has 6 exons. Gene Ontology annotation, molecular function: protein binding. Lineage: Eukaryota; Metazoa; Chordata; Actinopteri; Siluriformes; Trichomycteridae. The record is from RefSeq and is a predicted model, not a curated record. Gene Ontology annotation, biological process: positive regulation of protein catabolic process; intracellular signal transduction; protein ubiquitination.
UGAUAUUAAGACGCCGAAAUGAACGACAACAAAACAAGUUAGCCAGUUAACACUUGUUGUUAUAAUCGUUAAUUAAACAACUAUUAGAUGUAUUGUAUAUUAUAUACCGUGCACUUUCAUGUUUCAUUAGAAUGAAAGGAGAAAAUGGAUAUACACACACGCCCAUCUCUCUUUAGUGAUAUAGCACAUGGCCUGGGCUUUUGGACGGAGCGUUCAGCAGUGCAUGAAGCAGCAGCUCAGGGGCGAGCAGCAGAACUUCAGCAGCUUAUUAAAAAUGGAGCGUUGGUCAACAUCGUAGCUGUGGACUCCAUCACUCCACUGCAUGAGGCUUGUAUACAAGGCCAGACACAGUGUGUCAAGCUGCUCCUGGAAGCCGGUGCCAAUGUGGAUGCUCGGAAUAUAGAUGGCAGCACACCAUUAUGUGAUGCUUGUGCAGCUGGUAACCUGGAGUGUGUGAAGCUGCUGCUAGAGUAUGGAGCCAUGGUAAACCCUCGUCUCUUCACUUUCUCUCCCCUUCAUGAGGCCUGCAUGGGGGGUAACCCUGAGGUUGUGCAGCUCAUGAUAGCUGAAGGGGCGCUUAUGGAGGCCCAUGACUGUCAUUUCGGAACCCCUCUUCAUGUGGCUUGUGCCAGGAAGCGUCUAGACUGUGUUAAAAUUCUUUUGAAUGCAGGUGCAAAUGUAAAUGCGGCAAAACUUCAUGAGACAGCCCUGCAUCAUGCUGCGAAAGUAAACAGUGUGGACAUGAUUGAGCUUUUGGUUGAGUUCGGCGGUAACGUGUUUGCCAGAGAUAACCUUGGUAAACAGCCAGUUCAUUACACCAGACCAGACUCACCAGCUGCUCUCUGCCUCAAGUUCUAUGAAACUGUACCACUAAGUCUUCAGCAGUUAAGCAGGAUUGCGCUCAGAAAUGCACUGGGAAAACAAGCGCUACAGGUGGUGCCUCAACUGGAUUUGCCCAAUCAUAUGAUCUGCUACCUUACCUACAUGCCCUCACCACCUUCAGACCUCUUGGACACCACAAAGUCUGAGCUUCAAGACUCAUCAUACCACACAGACUGAUUGAGAUCAAGACAAGACCCAUACUUGAAUAAUCCAAGGCACAGACUAAAGAGCACUAGAUCAAGAUAAAAACCAAGAUCAUCAAGCGAACGAGCCAACUUAUGCCUAGUUCACACUACACGAUUUUUGGCCAGAUUUCGCUCGGCGACUGGUCGGCGAUUGAUUUUCCGGGUCGGGAGCAACUCAGCGUUCGCUCGGCGAUCAAAACUCGGCUCUCAGUCGCUAUGUGUGAACUAUCCAACAACUCGACCCGACCGGCUCGCCGAGCGCUCGGCGACUGGAUCGAGUUUUCUAGCAAGCCAGAUAUCUGAUCUCAGAUGUACGACUGGAAAUGAGUGACAUGUCGAACAGCCAAUGAGAACGCAGGAUACAGCGUGAGGGGAAAUGCAGGAGAGGAUAUAGUUUAUAUCAGGAUACACCGGCACACACAUGCGUUUUACGGUAUUUCUGAUUUGAUCCUCUACAAAACAUAACACCCACGCUGCAUUACAAAAUUAUUAAUUAACCUCCAACUUACUACAGAACCAUCUAUACUGUUUGUGUUGCCAAAUCCACUCAGAUUCAUUUAUUUUCCUCUUUGAUUUUACGCUGCACAUCAGCUCACAAACUUUGAUCACUCGCUACUUGUUGACGUGCAUUUUUGGACGUGGUAUCAUUAAACCCCUCGUCACUUCUCGCGUUUGUUCUCGUGACUAAACGUAGAGAAGCUCACCUGCGAUUCCAGUUGGUGAUGGAUCGUGUAGUGUGAAACCCCCGAUCGCCGAUCAGUCGUGUAGUGUGAAAUAUACACUGACUGAAAGACUCCCGAGUGCAAAAGAUUCAGUCGUGUAGUGUGAACUGUACAGCGACCUGACGACUGGGAAAGUCGUGUAGUGUGAACUUGGCAUUAGUUGCAACAUAAAGGGUAGUUAGCAUAUUAAAACUUAUCUUUUCACUAUAUUUUUGUUGUUUUUAUGCUGUUGUACAUUUUAAGUGAUGUAAUUUUAAACCAAACUAGAUGUUGUUAGCACUUAAACCAACAGACCUAAUAGAUAACGGAGGUCAAGAUGAGACUAAGAUCAGAAUGCAGUUAUAUCAUGAUCAGAUCACUGCAUUUUUAAGAACUACAACCAUGUAAUUCACUACUUUCAAAGGUCAGGUAAUUAUCUGAUUAAAAUCUUGCUCAAACAAACUUAAAUUUUAAAAACAGUAUGUAAGAUACAAAUAACCCAGAAGUUGGAAUUUGUACCUGUAUUUAAUAAAAUAAAAUAAAAACACCACUAAAGCACUUUAAUACCAUAUCUCUAAUCCAUUUUAAUAGGAUUAUGCACUUUACUGAGUACAUUAUUUAAAUUCGAUGCAAUCAUACGUUGUGAGUUCUAAAUUGUUCCACCUGUUUAAAACCUGUUUUUGGCAUUAGUUUCAUAAUUUUAGUUUAAAUACAAAUCAAAGGCCCAGGUGGCGCAGUGGGAUAUUCCUCUAGGACACCAACGCAGAGAUUCUGAACUCCUCAGUUUGAAACUCUGCAUUGCCACCGGUCGUCUGGGCACCAUCUGACGGGCACAAUUGGCAGUGCCUGCAGCAGAUAUUAAUUGGACAACGUAUAUGCAGGGUGGGGGCCAGACUAUGUGUGGGUGGGUGGGAUUUUCAUACGCUGUAUAAGGACCCUGAUUGUCGGAAGAGACGCCCUAUGCAGAAUGCAGAGGCGAGAAAAGGAGGGCUGUGCAUGUAUCGGAAGAGGCAUGUACAGUGACGUGCUCUCCUCUGAUGUAAUCGGGUAUCCCUCGGCAGCGGAAGACAAAUUGAGUGUGCUCAAUCGGGAGGAAAAUGGGGAGAAAAUGCAUUAAAAAAUAAAUAAAUACAGUUCAAAGUUGUUUGACAAAUCACUGUCUUCUGUAUUUAUUUGCAUAAUAAAACUUAUGUCAACCAAA